Molecule: messenger RNA, 2581 nt
Organism: Daktulosphaira vitifoliae (grape phylloxera)
Lineage: Eukaryota; Metazoa; Arthropoda; Insecta; Hemiptera; Phylloxeridae
Gene: tei
Product: CD166 antigen homolog A
Exons: 10
Coding region: 553-2367 (604 amino acids)
Biological process (GO): cell-cell adhesion
Cellular component (GO): cell-cell junction
Molecular function (GO): cell adhesion molecule binding
Source: RefSeq, a predicted model, not a curated record
ACACACCAAGCGAUACCGCAGGGUACUACUAAACUGUCUUUAUACGCUUCCACCAGUACUGACCGUGCCGUGCAAAGGCUGUGAUGCGCAGCUCUCGUUCGGCGUAAACAAACUCAAAUAUUCUAUCUUUCCAUCUUCUCCUCUCUGUCGCUUCUUCUUGCCGUCAAAAACGCAAAUUAAAUGUUCGAAAAUCAACAUUGCACGCGUCAUCCUUCCGGUAAUGGUAUUUUUACAUUAAUAUUUUAAACAAUUCCGUUAUGUUGUUGUACAGUGCCGCAUUAGUAGUGAUGUUGAAAAUCGCUUAUGGUCCGCAACGCUUUUUAAUCCGUCUGUAAAAUACGAUACCGUAAAAACUUCAAGGCGAUCACAUGAUAUUUGUCGAAAUUACGAUUUCGGCUCAUAGAACACCUGCAAAUAUGUGAAAUCUUAUCGCUGACUUGGUCAAAAACUAUGAUGAUAACAUUACUUGAUGCGUACAUUUUUGCAGUUUUUGCAAAGACGGAGGAUGAGAAAUUCGUUUGGAAAAUGAGUCAAUGAAACACACGUGCAAACAUGAAGUCAAAUUUCGCCCUUCGGUUAUACGCACACGUUUUUGGUACAAUAAUUAAGCAAUAUAUAAUUUGCUCUAUAAUUCUUCUGUUUUUCAUCGAUAAUGCCAAAGCUAUGGCUCAUAUACUAAGACAUCAUCAGCAACGAGACAAUACUGGAUUGAGUACUUUAAGUCCUUUAGAACAAUUGACUUGGCCUCAUUCAGAUGUAAAGUUACCAUGUGGCAUUUUACCCGUUUCAAAUCAUUCGUCUAAUUGGUUACAAAUGAAAUUAAAGUGGUUGCAUAAUGGAAAGAAUGUAGAUCUAGGACACCGUUAUAAUUUAAACCAUAAUUCUGGAAUUUUAGUAAUAAGUAACAUAAGAGUAGAUGACAAUGGUAUAUGGCAAUGCGUCAAUGAAAAACAAGUAGCCAGAGCAAUUAAUUUGGUGGUCCUAGAAACUCCUAAAGAACCAUAUCUAUUAAUUGACGGACGUCGUCUAGAUCCAGGUAACUUAUUUGUACCAGUAAAAGAAAAUAUGGACUUGAGUAUAGAAUGCGUGGUUGAAGGAGGAAAUCCGAUGCCGUCCCUUCAUUGGUUGUUACUUCCGGGUAAUAGCAACUUAGACAAUGAUGAAAAUAUGUCUUCGGGACUAUUGCAGUCCAAUGAUUCUUAUCAGGAGCAAGACGUGAGUCGAAGCUCAGCAAAAAUCCAAAGGGUUUUACGUGCUCACCACAACGCUACGAUUGCCUGUGUUGUCACGCACGUUACCCUCGUCAAUCCCUUGAACACUACUAUACUUUUAGACGUCCAAUACACUCCAUCGUUCGGUAUUAGUAGAGUUCCGGGGUUUGGAAUACCUAUAAGAGAAGGCAUUCCCGUGUCCUUAAAAUGUGAUGUCGAUUCAAAUCCACCAUCAUCACCUGUCUGGCAAAAAGAUGAUAGCGCUCCUCCCGUCCUACAGACUGAUGAUGGUUAUCUAAAUUUUACGUCCAUAAAGAAAAACCAUAGUGGUUGGUAUAAAUGUACGAGCCGCCAUUUGCUGUCUGAAUAUUCGUCAAUAGGUUAUUUUUUGAACGUGAGAUAUAACACGGAAGAGCUGGAAUCGGUUCGCAAAGAACUAAUUGAAGAGGACCGAGUUGGCUCAGUUGAAUCCGUGGAAGUAACAGUAGGUGGUGAAGUACAAUUAGAAUGUCCGUCCGGCCCUAGUGCAACCAUACCUUGUUGGGCCAAAUCUACUGCUGAAGAUCAACUGGAACCCAUAGGGGCUAGCAGAAAUCUUCACAUUGAGCAAGUGCUAUACCAAGAGGCGGGUGAAUACAAGUGCAUUGUCGGUAGUAAGAAUCAAAACCAUGAGAAACUAAGAAUCUAUACUGUUCAUUUAAAUGUCGUGGGCGGCCCAAUAAUUUACAUCGAGAAUAGAACAGUAGUUGCACACGAAGGUGAUGAUACUAGACUGUCGGCCGAAUUUUGCGCAAACCCAAUGGCAAAUAAAGUAUUUUGGAUAAUUGCAGACGAUAGAGUCAUUAGGCCGGGAACCACUGUAGGUCAACUGGCAGCCCAUAGCAUAACCCAAUCUACAUCAUCAUAUUGCCAAGUUACUACACUUACAAUAAAGUCAGUAUUGCCAGCUCAUAGUGGAGAGUAUAGCCUGAUCGUAGGUUCUGGUAAAACGCUUGUGGAAGCUACAGUUAUAUUGAGCGUAACAAAAAGUAGUCGAAAUAAAGAGCCAAUUCAAACGUCCAGUUCAUAUUCAGUUUGCUCAAACAUGUCUAAUUACUAUCUAAUUAUAAAAUUAUGUUUAACUAUGUCAAUUCAUAUGUAUUUUAAACAUAAAUGAAACUAAUAAAUUAUAUUAAUGUGUUAAAAUUAUAUAAAUAUAUGAAUGAACAUGUAUAGAAGUUUUAUUGUUGUAUGAAUAAUUGUUGUUAAUUAUUAUUGUAUGUCACAGAUAUGUUUAGGCAAAAUAUUUGUAUUUGUAUUAUAUUCACAUAAUUUAACACAUUAAAAAAAAUUGUUUUUUUACGCGAAGUAUUAUUUAUUAUACGUAAUUA